Molecule: messenger RNA, 1986 nt
Organism: Caenorhabditis briggsae
Lineage: Eukaryota; Metazoa; Nematoda; Chromadorea; Rhabditida; Rhabditidae
Gene: Cbr-emb-8
Product: Protein CBR-EMB-8
Exons: 5
Coding region: 1-1986 (661 amino acids)
Biological process (GO): response to hormone
Cellular component (GO): cytosol
Molecular function (GO): flavin adenine dinucleotide binding; FMN binding; NADPH-hemoprotein reductase activity
Source: RefSeq, a predicted model, not a curated record
AUGCUCUCCUCGAUUGUGUCGAGUGUCGACACAUCGGAUCUCGUGCUGCUCACACUACUCGUCGGAGGAGCCAUCGUCUAUUUCGUCUCCAAGUAUCUCAACCAACCAUCGUCAAGCAGGUACUCCCCAACAGUGGCAUCAGUCACACCGUCAGCUGUGGCCUCUAAAUCGAAUCAGUCAUUCAUUGAUCGCAUGAAAAAUGAGAACCGACAGGUCCUCAUCAUGUACGGAUCUCAAACAGGAACCGCCGAAGAGAUGUCGGGACGUUUGGCAAAGGACCUGACCAGAUAUUCCAAGAAGGCAGUGGUAGUGGACCCUGAAGAUAUUGAAGUCGAAGACCUGGCCCGUCUUACUGAGGUCGAAGAUGCUCUUUUGGUUCUCUGCAUGGCCACUUAUGGAGAAGGAGAUCCAACUGAUAACGCUGUCACCCUCGUUGAGUAUCUGAAUGCGGGAGACUGUGAUUUGAGCGGUGUUCGAUUCGCGGUUUUCGGAUUGGGAAACAAGACUUAUGAGCAUUUCAAUGAGAUUGGAAUUCAAAUGGAUAAACAGCUGGAGAAGCUCGGAGCCAAGCGAAUUUUCCAUUUGGGACUCGGAGAUGACGAUGCGAAUCUGGAGGAGGAUUUCAUGAUUUGGAGAGAGGCAUUCUUGCCAAAAGUAGCAGAGGAAUUCGGAUGGGAACUAAAUACAGAGGCAGAGACUAUGCGGCAGUAUCAGUUGGAGCCAGUUGAGGAGGGAAAAGCACUGUUCAAGGGGGAAUUCGGAAGACUUGGAGCUUACGAACGGCCACGUCCACCAUUCGACGUCAAGAAUCCAUAUCUGGCGACUGUGGCGAUCAACGAUGAGUUGCACACUGAGCACUCGGAUCGCAGUUGUAGACAUAUUGAAUUCUCGGUUGAAGGAUCCCGAAUCCGCUACGAAGCUGGUGACCAUCUCGCAGUGUUCCCAACCAACGACUCUGCCCUCGUCGACCGUCUCAUCUCGAUUCUCGACUUCGAACCAGACCGCACAUUCCGUCUAGUCAACGUCGAUGAGGAUGCAUCGAAGCGUCAUCCAUUCCCAUGCCCAACCACUUUCCGAACCGCUCUCUCGCACUACGUGGAUAUCUGUGCUCCAGUCAAAUCCCAUGUCCUCAAAGCAAUCAGCGAGUACUGUACUGAUGAGAGUGAGAAGGAGUACUUGAAUAAACUAUCGGUUGCCAACGAGGAAGGACUCAAAGAGUACGCUCGGUACAUUGUCAAAGAACGACGAUCGAUUGUCGAUGUGUUGACUGAUCAGAAGACGUGCAAACCGCCAAUCGAGUAUCUUCUCGAGCUGCUGCCGCGUCUUCAAGCUCGCUACUACAGUAUCGCAUCGUCGCCACGUGUUAAUGAGGAGAAGAUUGCAGUGUGUGCAGUGGUUACAAAGUAUACCAUUGGUGAUAGAUUGAUCAAUGGAGUGUGUACCAGAUACUUGACCACCAAGGAUGCCGGUUCCAAGUCUCCAGUCUUCGUCCGUAAAUCCACAAUGCGUCUCCCACACCGUACAACCACACAAGUGAUCAUGAUUGGUCCAGGAACUGGAUUCGCCCCGUUCCGUGGCUUCCUCCAAGACCGUCAAUUCCAUAAGAACGCUGGAAAAGAAGUGGGAGCGAUGCACUUGUACUACGGGUGUCGUCAUCCGGACCACGACUACAUUUACAAGGAGGAGCUGGAGAAAUUCCAAGAGGACGGAGUGUUGACCCACUUGAAUUGUGCAUUCUCUAGAGCUCAGGAAAAGAAGAUCUACGUACAAGACCGUCUUUGGGAGACACGCGAUCGCAUUUGGGAAUCCAUCAACGCCGGGGCUCACGUCUACAUUUGUGGAGAUGCUCGUAACAUGGCUCGUGACGUUCAGGCGACACUCCAGAAGAUCUUCAGAGAAGUCGGCGGAAAAUCCGAGUAUGAUGCUGUCGCCUACUUCAAGGACAUGGAGAAGACUAAGAGAUACCAAGCGGAUGUCUGGUCAUAA